Molecule: messenger RNA, 4143 nt
Organism: Varanus komodoensis (Komodo dragon)
Lineage: Eukaryota; Metazoa; Chordata; Lepidosauria; Squamata; Varanidae
Gene: SLC9A7
Product: solute carrier family 9 member A7
Exons: 17
Coding region: 89-2191 (700 amino acids)
Biological process (GO): proton transmembrane transport; sodium ion transport; regulation of pH
Cellular component (GO): recycling endosome; membrane
Molecular function (GO): sodium:proton antiporter activity
Source: RefSeq, a predicted model, not a curated record
GAGCGGAGGGUGGCCGAGGACUGGCACUGCAGAGGCGGCGGCUGGAAUCGCGGAAGGACGCAGGCGGGCGCCCGCAGGGGAGUCCACCAUGACGCGCCCGCUGCUCCCGCUGCUGCGCCUUCUCCUCCUCUACCACGUCCCCGGGCUGUGCGCAGGGGAGCGAAGCAGCAGCAGCGCCAUGGAGGAGAUCGACACGGAGCAAGAAGCGGAGGAGAGUCACCGGCAGGACAGCGUGAGCCUCCUGACGUUCAUCCUGCUGCUCACGCUCACCAUCCUCACCAUCUGGCUCUUCAAGCAUCGCCGAGUUCGCUUCCUCCAUGAGACUGGCCUGGCCAUGAUCUACGGAUUGAUUGUUGGAGUGAUCCUGAGAUACGGCAUCCCUCCCACCAGUGGUCAUGAUAAGCCACUCAGCUGUUCCCAAGAAGAUCGGGCUUUCACCACCCUCUUGGUCAACAUCAGUGGGAAAUAUUUUGAAUAUACUUUAAAAGGUGAAAUAAGCCCUGGAAAAAUACACAACGUGGAACAGAAUGACAUGUUGCGCAAAGUAACUUUUGAUCCAGAGGUUUUCUUCAACAUCCUCCUGCCUCCCAUUAUUUUCCAUGCUGGCUAUAGUUUGAAGAAGAGGCACUUCUUCAGAAAUCUGGGGUCUAUUCUGACUUAUGCCUUCUUGGGAACUGCAGUCUCUUGUUUUAUUAUUGGGAAUCUUAUGUAUGGUGUGGUAAAAUUAAUGAACCUGGUAGGACAGCUCUCAGAUAAAUUUUACUACACAGAUUGUCUUUUCUUUGGAGCCAUUAUAUCUGCUACUGAUCCAGUUACUGUACUGGCAAUUUUUAAUGAGCUUCAUGCUGAUGUUGAUCUCUAUGCACUACUGUUUGGAGAGAGUGUCCUAAAUGAUGCUGUUGCUAUCGUACUGUCUUCUUCUAUUGUAGCAUAUCAGCCCACAGGGGGCAAUGCCCAUGCUUUUGAUGCAGCAGCGUUUUUUAAAUCCGUCGGUGUCUUCCUUGGCAUCUUCAGUGGUUCUUUCAUGAUGGGACUAGUGACCGGCGUUGUGACAGCACUGGUAACCAAGUUUACAAAGCUGCACUGCUUUCCCUUGCUGGAGACGGCGCUCUUUUUUUUGAUGUCUUGGAGUACAUUCUUGUUGGCUGAAGCUUGUGGUUUUACAGGUGUGGUGUCUGUUUUAUUCUGUGGAAUCGCGCAAGCUCACUACACAUACAAUAAUCUAUCAGUUGAGUCAAGAAGCCGAACCAAGCAGCUCUUUGAAGUUCUGCAUUUCCUGGCUGAAAACUUCAUAUUUUCUUAUAUGGGCUUAGCCCUUUUUACUUUCCAAAAGCAUGUCUUCAGUCCAGUUUUCAUCAUUGGAGCUUUUAUUGCUGUCUUCCUGGGGCGAGCUGCUCACAUCUAUCCACUCUCUUUCUUCUUGAAUUUGGGCAGAAGGCACAAGAUCAGCUGGAAUUUUCAGCAUAUGAUGAUGUUUUCAGGUCUGAGAGGGGCCAUGGCAUUUGCUCUAGCCAUACGAGACACGGCAACUUACGCUCAUCAGAUGAUGUUUUCCACAACUCUCCUCAUUGUCUUCUUUACUGUGUGGAUCGUUGGUGGAGGCACAACACCCAUGCUGUCAUGGCUAAAUAUAAGAGUUGGCGAACACAUUCCAUCGGUAGAAGAGAUGAAUGAAAGCCGCUGGCAGUACUUCAGAGUUGGCGUUGACCCAGAUCAAGACCCACCACCCACGAAUGACAGCUUUCAAGUCUUGCAAGGAGAUGGUCCAGAAGCUGAACAAAGGAACCAGGCAAAAAAGGAAAGUGUUUGGAUCUUCAGGCUCUGGUACAGCUUUGACCACAAUUACCUCAAGCCCAUUCUUACACACAGUGGCCCUCCGCUGACAACAACUCUUCCAAGUUGGUGUGGAUUGCUAGCACGUUGCUUGACCAGUCCCCAAGUUUAUGAGAACCAGGAGCAGCUUAGAGAUGAAGAUGCUGAUUUUAUCUUGAAUGACAGUGACCUGACAUUAACAUACGGAGACACGACAAUAACUGCUAAUGGUUCCUCUGGGUCACAUGCUGCUAAUACUAGCCUUGAUGGCAGGAAGACCAAAAGUAGCUCUGAGGAGGCCUUGGAGCAUGAUUUGGGAACAGAAGCACCUGAAGUGAUGAGCAGAGGCACUCGACUGGUAUUUCCAUUGGAUGCAUGAUGAAUGGCCCAAUGGCAAUGCAGCAAUCAGCCCCAUGCCCAAGGAUGUUGGCAGUUCCCUGGUGUCGUGUCGGCGGCGCAGGCGCUAUGCGAGCUUCAUGUCUCUUCUUCAAGUGGGUUAAGAAUCGGACGAUGCCCUCCCCUCCCCAUCCACACUUUUAAAAAGGCUGACAAUGCCUAAACUGGAGAAGUGAAAGUUUGGUCAGGCUCUUGCUUUAAAAAUGUACACUUGAACUUAAAAAGCAGCAUGUUGUAAUCAUCUCAUUCUGCUGCUGCACCAAACUUUUAACUAGACGUAUGGGAAUAGUAACUGCAACGAUGGCUAGAGUAAUAAAGAGCCACCAGGAGCUUUCAGCCCAGAAAGCAUGGGAGAUCAGUCUGAUCUCAGUAUUAGUUAUAGGUGACAUAAACGGUGCAAUGUUUGACUUAUACUUGAAAACUGUAGAUGCAAAAGAAGCCAUCACACAUUCUCAAUUUUUAUCUGGGACUAGGUGUUGAAAACAAAGCUCCAUGUCAUUUCAAAGGAUAUUAAAAGAAAUCCUUCAUAUUAGUAACGUUUAGUAUUAAAGUAUUAUGUGAUUCACAAGGGGAAAGAAAGAAGCAAUAUGCAUGUUUCUCUUAACCUCUGGACAACUUGUUGAAAAAUUCUGUAAGAGUCCUGUAGCUGCAAAUUCCAUCUGUUUGCCGUCCACAAUUUACAUUUCCUGCCUUGUGUCUUAAUACACUCUAGUUUUAUAGCUAAACCUUCCUGGGGGAAAUCACUGGUCAUUCUGUGACCAAUGUAAAAAGUGACAUUCCUCCAACAGAGCUGUGAAGAAACAGUGUUGAAUAAAUGCAUUGUUGGGCUCUGACCCCCAUCACCCACAGCUAACGCGGUCAAUGGUUUCUAGCUGGGGGUGAUGAAGUUACAGGUAAACACAUCUGGACAGCAGAAGGUUGGGGAAGGUUGCAGGGACAGGACUGUGGCCACUGUUUCCUGUGCUGUGAAGGUAAAAUACAUACAAGGCCACUGAAAGCCAUGCCAUUCUGGCAUUUGACCAAGGAGUCCUGUCUGAAGCCCUGUGCCCCACACCUGUAAAGUGCAAGAGCACCUGCAGCACCUUUCUGCUCACUGCCUGCUCCCCAGCUCAGGGGACCAGAGGCAAAACCAUACUGAAAUUGCUUAUGUGUGGUAGGGUGCUCUAACAUGGCACAGUGCCGUAUACUUUAGAUGCGACUUGCUUAUCAAAACCCAACAGUGAGGGAUUUAAAAGUAUUUUUCUUUCUCUCCCUUACAAACCUUGUACACGAGGAAUGAGGUUUGUUUGUGUCUUUGUUUUGGAAAGCCAGAGGUUAAACCAAUUAACUUUUGUAAAUAUAUUUAUGAUCAUAGCAGUGAAGUACCUCCAUAGAAAGAAAAGGCGUGAAGACCUUCAAGGCCAAUGGCCUAAAGUACCACGUUUUAUGAUGAGAGUCCUAUACAAGCCUUCAGCUAACCAUUCUACUAUUUUGAUGAAUAUCAAUACACAUUUUAUCCCUAUUAUAUGGCAUUUAGGCAAGACAACCAUUUUAGUAAUAGUUGAUGCACUGUCGGUGGCACCACAAUUGAUCAGUGAUACGUAAAAAAAAAUUCCUGAUGAACAAGUGGUUCAAAAAUUUACAGAACUGGGCUCUUAAAUAUUAUUAUGAAUAAUAAAGACUAAUGCUAAUUCAGUUUGACUAAUGCUUUUCAGUCAUGGUGCCAGUAAUUUUGUUACAGUUUGACUUACCACACUGUACAGAUUUAAGAAGUGUAACAAAAGAGUGAUCUGUGAAUGUCGAAGAAUUAAUUUUGCCAUAUUGUCCAAAGUCAAUUUUUAAUACUCUGCCUCAUAUAUGUAAGGUUUGCUGGAAACUUUUCCCCACCUUUACUUGAUGUCUUCUUUAAACAGAGAAUUGCAUUAAACUUGGCCUAUUUACUUCGAAUUGGAAUUU